This is a messenger RNA of Meleagris gallopavo (turkey), 330 nucleotides long. NCBI's taxonomy places the organism in Eukaryota, Metazoa, Chordata, Aves, Galliformes, Phasianidae. The record is from RefSeq and is a predicted model, not a curated record.
CUUUGCAAAGCCAGUCUUUCCGGGGCAAACUUUACAAACAGAAAUGUGGAAGGAAGGAAAUAGAAUUCAUUUUCAGACCAAGGUCAAAGAGACUGGAGACAUUGCUAUUGCAGGUGGCUAUGUGGAUGUAGUAUCAGCCUUGGAUAAGCCUUCUUCACUGAAGCCUACUGCAAGGCUGCAGAGUGACCUGGUGUUUGAAGAAAUUGGCCGUCGCAUCAAAGAGAUUGGACAUGAAUUGGUAAGGAAAGUGAAUGCUGUGUUCCAGUGGAACAUCACUAAAGAUGGAAAAACAGCAGUGCAAUGGAGUAAGUAAUAGCUCUUAUAUAAUGU